Ochotona princeps (American pika) is the source of this 2246-nucleotide messenger RNA. It is a transcript of the gene MFRP, whose product is annotated as membrane frizzled-related protein. NCBI's taxonomy places the organism in Eukaryota, Metazoa, Chordata, Mammalia, Lagomorpha, Ochotonidae. The transcript is spliced from 13 exons. Bases 136 to 1887 code for a protein of 583 amino acids. Gene Ontology annotation, molecular function: protein binding. The record is from RefSeq and is a predicted model, not a curated record.
GCCAAGGGCAGCCAGGAACUGCUGUGCAGGAAGAGAAGCUGCCCUCGCGAUAAGGGCUGUGCGGCUGGCAGGGAGCGGGUUCUCAGGCUCCUGGGUGCCACGGACACUCAAGAGAGCCAUGAAGAGCAGUAGGCCAUGAAGGACUACUCUGAAGUCAUCGUCUGCCUGGAGGCAGCCGAACUGAGCAAGACUGAGUUCUGCAAUCCGGCUUUUGAGCCUGAAGCUGAGCAGCCCUGCCAUUCACCUGCCUUCCAGGAGGACACCCCCCACAGUGGCCCAGCUCCCUGGCCUGGCCGGCACCCUGGCAGGCUGCAGCCCGACUGCCGCUUCUCCUGGCUCUGCGUGCUCCUGCUCGCUGGCCUGCUGCUCCUGCUGCUUGGGCUGCUGGUGGCCAUCAUCCUGGCGCAAUUGCAGGCCGCACCCCCGUCCAGUGCCACCUAUGGCCCUCUGCCUGCCCGGGGCCUCCCCACCACUGCCUCUGUUACCACUACUCUCACCACUACUACCAUGGCCCCUUGGGCACUUGGGACUCCUGGCCGGCUGCGGGAGGAGGGCAUGAGUCCCAUGACCCAGUCCGCUUGUGGGGGCCUCCUUCCUGGUCCCAGGGGCUUCUUCAGCAGCCCCAACUAUCCAGACCCUUACCCUCCCCAUGCCCACUGUGUGUGGCACAUCCAGGUGGCCACAGACCACACGAUACAGCUCAAGAUUGAAGCUCUCAGCAUGGAGAGUGUGGCCUCUUGUCUCUUCGAUCGCUUGGAAAUCUCUCCGGAGCCAGAAGGCCCCCUCCUCAGGGUGUGUGGGAAGGUGGCUCCUCCCACACUCAACACCAAUACCAGCCGCCUCCGGGUGGCCUUCGUCUCCGAUGGCAGUGUGGAAGGGUCUGGUUUCCAGGCCUGGUACCAGGCUGUGACCCCCGGGCAUGGGAGCUGUGCCCAUGACGAGUUCUUCUGCGACCAGCUCAUCUGCCUGCUCACUGACUCAGUGUGUGACGGCUUUGCCAACUGUGUUGAUGGUAGUGAUGAAGCCAACUGCAGUGCCAAGAGCUGGGGGUGUGGGGGGAACGUAACGGGGCUCCAGGGCACGUUCUCUGCUCCCAGCUACCUGCAGCAGUACCCUCACCACCAGCUCUGCACCUGGCAUAUCUCGGUGCCCACAGGACACGGCAUUGAGCUACAGUUCCACAAUUUCAGUCUGGAGGCCCAGGACGAGUGCAAGCUGGCAUAUGUGGAGGUGUAUGAGACCCACAGCUCGGGGGCCCUCAGCCUCCUGGGCAGGUUCUGUGGGGCGGAGCCACCGCCCCGUCUCGUCUCCUCGCACCAUGAGCUGGCCGUGCUGCUGAGAACCGACCGUGGCAUCAGCAGUGGGGGCUUCUCAGCCACCUUCCGGGCCUUCAAUGCCACAGAGAACCCCUGUGGGCCCCGAGAGUUCUGCCAGGAUGGAGGAUGCAAGAGUCUGCAGUGGGUGUGUGACAUGUGGAGAGACUGCACAGAUGGCAGCCGUGACAACUGUACCAGUCCCCUCUUCCCAGCACCAGAGCUGGCCUGCGAGCCUGUGCAGGUGGAGAUGUGCCUGGGUCUGAGCUAUAACACCACAGCCUUCCCCAACAUUUGGGUGGGCAUGGCCACCCAGGAGGAGGUGGGAGAGGUUCUCCGAGGUUACAAGAGCCUGACCAGCCUACCCUGCUACCAGCACUUCCAGAGGCUGCUCUGUGGGCUGCUGGUGCCCCGCUGCACCUCGCUGGGCAGCGUUCUGCCCCCUUGCCGCUCUGUCUGCCAGGAGGCAGAGCGCCAAUGCCAGUCCGGCCUGGCCCUUCUGGGCAUCCCCUGGCCCUUCAAUUGCAACAGGCUGCCUGAGGCAGCUGGCAUGGCCACCUGCGCCCAUCCGUGACCCUGACACCGGCCCCUGUCCUGCACCUGCCCAGGGCUCCCUCACCUAUCAGGGCAGGCAGGCAGGGUGGGAAGGGGCACUAACCUGGGGGCUCCCAGGAGGGGGAAGGGGAAUCUGCAUCACCACCCCUCUCCUUCCCAGUCUCUCUCCCAGGCUCCAGACUGCCCCCAUCCUCCUUCCCCGUCCCUGACCUGGAUCUCUGUCCUUGGCCUUCCCCCUUACUGCCUGCCUUUUCAAGUUCUCUGUCACCCACGUUCCCACUUUUUCGCUAGUCAGACAAGACUGUGAGUGCCCACUGACGUGCCAGGCCCUGCUCUGACCCCAGGGUGGGGGUGGAGGUGGGAUAGUAGAUGUCUGCC